AUGUCAAAACCACUCCCCUUUUCAUCUCUUCCACCUUAUCCUUCCCUCGACCCCACCCCAGGACGACAACGACUAGAACCAUUCCUCACCCCCAUCCUCAACGAAACCCAAACACUAAUCUCCACCACAAUCCCACAACAAUUCAGACCAGAUCGCAAACUUCGCUCUUCAGCAUCAUCAACUGCAAAAGUCCAAGUUCUCACUUCUUCCCCGGGAAGCGGAGUGGAAGAUUACUGGGUAUGUCGCAAGAGUAUCCAUGCAGACUCUGCGGUUAAGGGGAGUGCGUCAUGGACUGAAUUUGAGAGAGGGUUGAGAGAGAAUCAUUCCGAGAAUGAGAUGGAGUAUACGCCCAGUGUGGCUUCGGUUGAGAAUUUGGUGCGGUGGCCUGUUAUUGAGGGUUUGGAGGGGUGGAAGGGUAUUGAUAUGCAUGUUAACAUGAUUACGCAUACUUUUAAACCUGCUGGUCUCAUUUCACCGAGAACGUUCAUUUCGCUGGUUAUCUCGGCGUAUGAACCUGAAACUAGCGGCAAUGAGGACAAUGAUAAUCCCAUCCAAGGAUUCUAUACAAUACAGAUACCGCUCUUAUUUCAGAAAGAUGCGCCAAACAACGAUGUGCCAGAUGCAAUCAAACAACAAAUUCUAUCUGUGGCGCCAAAAAAUACUAUAUUUGCGCAUUAUGCUAGUGUUGAACGUGUUCGAUUGUUACCUCCUGUUGCAGGGAAUGGUGACGGAAACCGUCGCAUUGAGUGGAUUAUGGCCACGACUUCAGAUGCCGGUGGUCUCAUUCCGCAAUGGGUGCAGCGGAGUUGGACGAUGGGUGGAGUGCCCAAGGCUAUCGUGGCAGAUGUGGGUUUGUUUCUGGGAUGGGUGGAUAAGAAGAGAUCUUAA
Molecule: messenger RNA, 888 nt
Organism: Talaromyces stipitatus ATCC 10500
Lineage: Eukaryota; Fungi; Ascomycota; Eurotiomycetes; Eurotiales; Trichocomaceae
Exons: 2
Coding region: 1-888 (295 amino acids)
Source: RefSeq, a predicted model, not a curated record